Molecule: messenger RNA, 1530 nt
Organism: Talaromyces rugulosus
Lineage: Eukaryota; Fungi; Ascomycota; Eurotiomycetes; Eurotiales; Trichocomaceae
Exons: 1
Coding region: 1-1530 (509 amino acids)
Biological process (GO): transmembrane transport
Cellular component (GO): membrane
Molecular function (GO): transmembrane transporter activity
Source: RefSeq, a predicted model, not a curated record
AUGGCCCUCGAACCAAUAUCACCGAGCUCAGAGCUGGACGAUGCCAGUCCAGGAAGCAUGUCACCAAUCCAAGCGACGGAAAAAGUCGACCAAUCAAAUUCUAGUCUGAUUCAUGAUCGCAAUAUUCCUAUACAGACGCAAAAGCCAUUCCGCACUUUAUCAGCCAUUGGCAUUGGAUAUGGAGUCACGAACACGGCUGUUGGCAUACCGCUCAUUCUGAGUACAACCAUCCCCAUGGGCGGGUCGUCUCAAGUCUUCUGGGGUUUCCUGCUAAACGCAGCAAUAGGUCUGGCUACAGCAACGACCCUUUCUGAGCUUAUUUCCGCCAUACCUCAUCCAGGUGGCCAGUAUAUAUGGGUACAUAAGCUUGCACCAGAGAAAUAUCGACGAGUCUUAUCAUAUGCUACAGCCAUGACUAGCUGGAUCUCCGCUAUUGCUACUGGCUCAUCUGGCAACCUCUCUGUGCCUGUCAAUGCCUUUGGCAUUGUUACACUUCUUCAUCCCAAUUUCAUCUAUCAGCGAUGGAUGGGCUUCCUGGCGUUUCAGGUUAUCAAUAUUAUAACAUGUUUUGGUGCCUGUUUCGAACAUGUACUGCCAAAACUGUCAAAAAUUUUGCUGCUUCUGAAUGUCACCAUCGUCGGUGUUAUUAUCAUCACUUUAUUCACUAUGUCUAGCACCCGUACAACCGCGGAAGACUUUUUUAAAGUCAUUAACAUUUCCGGAUGGCCAAACGGUGUGGCUUUUAUUAUUGGCUUAAAUGGACCCAAUUGGUGUUUCUCUUGCCUUGAUGUUGCCACACAUCUGGCAGAAGAAAUCCCGUCGCCUAGCACAAACAUCCCAAAAGCUUUGAUUUGGACUAUUGUUAUCGCAACUGGUAGCGGUCUUCUCGUGGUAUUGGCUGUUCUUGUCAAUAUAGGCCCUCUCGAUGCCACGGACUAUUCAGGGGUUGCUGUUUUCUAUCAUAUUACCGAUAGUAAAGCUGCUGCUAUUGGCCUUUGGGUUCCUGCUCUUUUUCUUGUUUUUGCAUCUGUUUGGUCUAUCCAAACCUGGCAGUCUCGCCUUGGGUGGACAAUCAGUCGAGAGUCUGGUUUUCCUUUACACCGUCAUUUUAGCAAGAUUUUCCCAGCACCUUUCCAUACCCCUGUCUGGUCUCUGGUCGGCUCUGCCGUCGGCACAGCCUUAUUCGGUUGUCUCUACCUUGCUUCUGAACUUGCCUUUAACUCGCUUAUCGCAACUGGAAUUUUGCUUCAGUAUCUAAGCUACAGUAUUCCCACUAUACUGGUUAUUUGGCAAGGCAGAUCCAAUUUCAAGCACGGGCCAUUCUGGUAUCCGAAAUUAGGUCUUCUUGCAAACAUCAUAAUGCUUGCAUGGACUGUGAUGGUCUUUAUAUUCUAUUGCUUCCCUAGUUACUCACACGUUAUUCCAAGCGAGAUGAACUAUACUUCGGCCGUUCUUUUUCUAAUUGCCAUCUUCAUUACUUCGCUUUGGUAUCUUUAUGCAAGGAACAAUUAUGAGGUUGUUGAAAUAUAG